Malassezia sympodialis ATCC 42132 is the source of this 3171-nucleotide messenger RNA. RefSeq lists its product as uncharacterized. Gene Ontology annotation, cellular component: membrane. The record is from RefSeq and is a predicted model, not a curated record. NCBI's taxonomy places the organism in Eukaryota, Fungi, Basidiomycota, Malasseziomycetes, Malasseziales, Malasseziaceae. Gene Ontology annotation, biological process: transmembrane transport. Gene Ontology annotation, molecular function: transmembrane transporter activity.
AUGAUAGAUGACAAGGCAGAGGCCCUGGCGAGCGAUACACAUGUCGCAACGGCAGAUCUCUCCGAGAAGGCGAGCGAGCUCCCGCUCGAAGCCAGCCUGUCUCCCGAAGAAUACAAGCAGCUCGAGCGCCGCGCACGCCUCAAGGUCGACUUGCAGGUCGUGCCGCUGUGCCUUAUUCUGUACCUGCUCUCGUUUCUCGAUCGCACCAACAUUGGUCAGGCGAACCUGGAGGGCACGCGGCGGCCUGACGGCUCGAUCCAGAACCCGGGCCUGUCGCAGGACCUGGGGCUCUCGGCGCACGACUACGCCAUUGCGCUGACGAUCCUAUACCCCCCGUAUAUUGCGCUGGAGAUCCCAUCGAAUCUGCUGCUGAAGCGCAUUGGCCCACGCUUUUGGAUCCCCAUGCUGGUCUUGUGCUGGGGCGUGGUCUCGACACUGCAGGGCCUCGUGCACAACCGAGCGGGCCUCCUCGCCGACCGUUUCUUCCUCGGCGCGACCGAGGCCGGUAUCCUGCCUGGUAUUGCCGUGUACCUCACAUUCUUUUACAAGCCGCGUGAGCUGCAGCUGCGGCAGGCGCUCUUCUUCACCGGCGCGUCCCUGAGUGGUGCUUUCUCGGGCCUGCUCGCGGCGGCGAUCCGCAAGAUGGACAACUUACCGACAGGGCAUGCCGGCUGGCACUGGAUCUUUAUCCUGGAAGGUAUUUUUACCGUCCUCGUCGGGUUUGCCUGCCUGUUCCUGCUGCCCAACGACAUCAAGGGGUGCUGGGGCCUCACGCCCAUCGAGCGCCGCCUGCUGGAGGAGCGUCUGCAGGCGUCGUCCAACCACUAUGUGGAGCGCCAGCCGCUGCAAGAAAAGCUCCUGGAGCAGACGGCGGAGGAUGCCGAGACGACCGUGAGCAAGCCGGGAAGCCACUGGCGGCGCGAUACGCUGCGCACCUUCACCGAUCCGCGCCUGCUGCUCAUGUGCUGUGCUGGCUUUUGCUGCGCGGUGCCCGUGUACUCGAUUGCAUACUUCUCGCCCGCCAUUGUGCAGAAUAUCGGCAACUACACGACCAUCAGGACAAUGCUCAUGUCCUGCCCGCCCUUUGCCAUCUCGUUCGUGUACGCAGUGGCCAUGUCGCUACUGUCCGACUACCUGCAGCUGCGUUUUGUCACGGCGUUCCCGGGCAUGCUCCUUUCGGUCAUUGGUUUUGCCGUUAUCUACGCCGCGGAGGGCUCUAUGACACGCUACGGCGGCCUGAUCAUGCUGACGUGCGGUGCGUAUUCGCUGCCGCCCGUGCUGUUCGCAUGGCUCGCGAACAACUCAGCAGGGCACUACAAGCGCGCAACGGGUCUCGCGCUUAUGAUCGUGUUCACCAACUGCGGCGGUCUCACAUCCUCGUGGCUCUUUCCCGCGGCUGAAAAGCCUAAGUAUACCCGAGGGCUCGCCACCAAUAUCGCCAUGUCAAGUCUCGGCGCCCUCCUCAUCGUGGUUAUCGAGCUGCUCAUUUACUACGAGCGCCAGCUGCGCGCUCGCGGUAAGCGCGAUGAACGGGUGCUCACGCUGCAUCGCGAUACACAGUGGCAGAGGGCCCAGCUGCGCGAGUACCUCGGCGACGAUCACCCAGAAUAUAGGCUCGAGAUCGAACUUCCACUGCAUGAGACGCUGUCCCCUGAAGAGUACAAGCGGCUAGAGCGCCGCGCACGCUUCAAGGUCGACUUGCAGAUCGUGCCGCUGUGCCUGUUAUUGUACCUGCUUUCGUUUCUCGAUCGCACGAAUAUCGGACAUGCCAACCUGGAGGGCACGAGGCAGCCGGACGGCUCGAUUCAGAACCCCGGUUUGUCGCAGGACCUGGGGCUCUCGGCGCACGACUAUGCCGUGGCGCUCACCGUGCUAUACCCGCCCUAUAUCGUGCUGGAAAUCCCGUCGAACCUCGUGCUCAGACACAUCGGCGCGCGGUUCUGGAUUCCCUUCCUGGUAGUUUGCUGGGGGAUUGUGUCGACACUGCAGGGAAUUGUCACGUCGAAAGCAGGACUCCUGGUCGACCGUAUUUUCCUCGGUGCUACUGAGGCUGGGAUUCUCCCGGCCAUUGCCGUGUACUUGACCUUUUUCUACCGGCCGCAGGAGAUGCAGCUGCGCCAGACGGUCUUCUUCACCGGCGCCUCUCUCGCCGGCGCUUUCUCAGGUCUGCUCGCGGCCGCCAUUCGCAAAAUGGACAAUAUGCCGACGGGCCAUGCGGGCUGGCGCUGGAUCUUUAUUCUCGAGGGCAUCUUCACCGUGAUCGUGGGCGUAGUGUCGUGGUUCCUGCUCCCCAACAACCUCUCCGAGUGCUGGGGGCUCACAGCGCUCGAGCGCCGCCUCCUCCAGGAGCGACUGCUGCUGCGGUCGAACCACUACAUCGAACGCCCGGAGCUGCAAGAGAAGCUCCAUGGUGCCCCCUACGCCGGCGACGAGGGCCGCGCGCCGCCGCCGAACCUCUGGCGCCGUGAUACGCUGCGUGCGCUGUGCGAUGUGCGGGUAUGGCUCAUGUGCUGCGCAGGCUUCUGCUGCUCCAUGCCGCUGUACUCGAUGGCCUACUUUUCACCGGUCAUUGUGCAGGACAUUGGCGAUUACACAUCCGUCAAGGCCAUGCUCAUGACCUGCCCUAUCUUUGCUGCCUCGUUCGGGUACAGCGUGCUCAUGUCGCUCGUGUCAGAUCGCCUACGCAACCGCUUCGUUACGGCGCUGCCCGGCAUGCUGCUCUCAGUGAUUGGGCUGGCCGUGGUCUAUGCAGCCGAAGGCUCCAUGACGCGCUACGGUGGCCUCAUUAUGAUGGCGUGCGGCUGCUACUCGGUGCCGCCGCUGCUCUUUACGUGGCUCGCCAACAACUCGGCCGGCCACUUCAAGCGCGCCACCGGCCUGGCAAUGAUUAUCCUCACGGACAACUGCGGUGGCCUUGCAUCCUCGUGGCUAUUCAACAAGUCAGAGAAACCCAAAUACACGCGCGGAUUGGCCUCGAACCUGGCCGUAUCAGCGCUCGGCGUGCUGGUCGUCAUACUCAUUGAAAUCCUUGUAUACUAUGAACGAUCUAUGCGUGCGCGCGGAAAGCGCGACGAGCGGGCGUUGCAGCUGCAGCGCAGCACCCACUGGACGCCCGAGGAGGUCCGUGAGUACCUUGGUGACGACCAUCCCGAGUACCGUCUCGAGCUAUAA